Messenger RNA from Microbotryum saponariae, 1790 nucleotides. NCBI's taxonomy places the organism in Eukaryota, Fungi, Basidiomycota, Microbotryomycetes, Microbotryales, Microbotryaceae. The record is from the annotation of a GenBank genome assembly.
AUGAACUACGCAUCAUCGUCCGCACCCCGGCUGCUAGUACGCAAUCUUUCGAGGAAGUCUGUGCGUACCAGAGCCUUUUCACGUAUCCCGAGAUGUCGAGCAGCAGCAGCAGCAGCAGCAGCAGAGGCAGCAGCAGAGGCGUCGGCUGAACCGCACGACAUCGUCGUCAUCGGAGGAGGGCCAGCCGGCUGCACACUGGCAGCUGCACUGGGUGAGAGGACCGCAUGCAAUCAGGCAAAUCGAGCACAGCUAAUCUUGGACUGAUCUCUCCGGCACAGCUUCGAACGCGGCCAUCUCGUCGACGCACAAGGUCACCCUGCUCGAAGCCUCGUCGAUGGCCAAGCUCGCCGAGUGGGCACCCAAUCCAGACGAGUACAGCAACCGCGUCAGCUCCAUCACCGCAGAGAAUGUGGCAUUCCUGUCAGGUGAGACCAGAUACGAUCUGCGCACGCACAUGGCGAAUGAAUUUUGACCGAAUCGUCCACUUGAUGACGGUGCAGACAUCGGAGUCUGGGGUCAUCUCGAUGCGACAAGAGCAAGAGGGAUUGAGGAAAUGCAGGUCUGGGAUGGACUAUCCGACGCUCGCAUCACCUUCAACUCGCCCACACUCGAUCGCCAUGACCCCUUCUCUCCCCACUCCACAGCGCCCAUCGCCUCGACCUCGUGCCGAAGUCCGAACAUCGCUCCGAUGGCGACCCUCAUCGAGAACCUCAAUCUGCAACGAGCGUGCAUGCGCGCACUCGAGGGCGCAAAGAACCUUGAUCUCGUCGACAACAAAAAGGUGUUGAGCAUCACUUCUGAUGCUUCCGGGUGGCCCAUCAUCGAGAUCGGCAGUGGUGUCGAGGGCGAGACAACGAGGAAACUCCGAGCAAGGUUAUUGGUACGCUCUCUUCAUGCCUCCGUGCUAUCCGCGCAACGCCGAGCCACCCACUUACCCUUCCAUUUUUCCCGUAUCCCAGAUUGGCGCCGACGGAUUCAACAGUCCUGUCAAGGCCUACUCUCACAUCGAGUCCUUCGGCUGGGCUUACAACAACCAAGGCCUCGUCGCCUCGCUGCGCAUCUCCCCCGCCGAGAUGGGUAUUGGCAUGACCACCGCAUGGCAACGCUUUCUGCCCGAAGGUCCCAUUGCAUUCCUUCCGGUACGUAUGGGAUUGAGAGAAAGCGUGCGCCAAUGAAUGGGGCUGCGUGGCUGACAUCGGAUCGCUGUGUGGUCCCGCAGCUCUCCGACACGGCCUCUUCGCUCGUCUGGUCGACCACACCUGAGCUAGCCAAGGCGAUCAGGCAACUCCCACUCGACCUCAUGACCCGACUCGUCAACGCAGCCUUCACGCUACCUUACGCAUCCCUCUCGUCCUUCCUCUCCCUCCUGACAUCCGCGAACCGACCAACCGAUACCGAGCUCUCGGAUUCACUCGAAGCGCUCGUCGCACCCCUUCAAGCCGCCUCGGUAUACGAAGUCGAUUCAAUCCCGGACGAAUCGCCACCCAAGAUCGAAUCUAUCCAACCUGGAUCGGUCACCGUCUUCCCUCUCCGAUUAUCACAUGCCGAUUUGUACUUGGGCAUGCCACACGGGGGGAGGGAUUUGCGAACGGCUUUGGUCGGGGAUGCGGCGCAUACGAUUCAUCCGCUCGCGGGGCAGGGUUUGAAUAUGGGCUUGGGUGAUAUUCAGAGUUUGCUCAAGACGUUGGAAACGACGGUGCAGAAUGGGGGGGAUGUCGGUCAGUUUUCUGCUGCGCAGUGCCUGGUUUGUGGUCCCCGAACUCGCGAUCUGAGAAUACGUCCAAUGUUGA